AUGGAAGGAAGGAAGAAGCACUCUGGGACAAAUCCUCGCUCAGAAGCCCUCGCCGACAGACCGCCUCACCCACGCGCCUUCUGCGCCUGCGUGGACCCGCCCACUCCAACCGGGACCAGGGAGGGCGCGCGCCCACGCAGGCGCGCUCCCGAGGCCUCCUCCAAAGCUGAGGAGGAAAUACUUCUUACCACACGUCUGCCAAAAGCUGGAGAGACCAUACACGGCCAUAGGUUUUUCACUGGAUUUGGGGGGAAAGGUGCCAACCAGUGUGUGCAGGCUGCUCGACUUGGGGCUAAAACCUCAAUGAUCUGCAAGGUUGGGAAAGAUUCUUUUGGUAAUGAUUAUAUUGAAAACUUCAAGAAAAAUGGAAUUCCUACAGAUUUUGUAGGCCAGGUGGAGGAUGCUGCGACUGGAGCUGCUUCAAUUGUGGUCAACAGAGAAGGGCAAAACUUCAUUGUCAUUGUUGCAGGAGCAAAUUUACUUUUAAAUUCUGAUGACUUGAAGAGAGCUGCUCAUGUCAUCUCUAAAGCCAAAGUGUUGGUCUGCCAACUUGAAGUCAGCCCAGCAAUUUCUCUAGAAGCCCUGAAAAUGGCUCAUUCCAGUGGAGUGAAGACUUUGUUUAAUCCAGCUCCAGCACUUGCUGACCUAGAUCCAGAGUUUUAUACCCAUUCUGACAUCAUCUGCUGCAAUGAAAGUGAGGCAGAAAUUCUAACGGGCAUUGCAGUUGGCAAUACUGAAGAUGCUGGACGUGUGGGACUUAUCUUGUUAGAGAAAGGCUGCAAGAUCGCCAUUGUAACCUUGGGCCCAGAGGGUUGUGUCAUGGUCUCCACAAAGGCACCCAUUCCAAAACAGGUUCCUGUUCAGAAGGUCAUCGCUGUGGACACCACGGGAGCAGGUGAUAGUUUUGUGGGAGCACUGGCUUUCUACCUGGCUUACUACCCCCAUCUGCCUCUGGAGGAAAUGCUGAAGAAGAGUAACUUUAUAGCAUCUGUUAGUGUCCAAGAAACAGGAACACAGACUUCAUUCCCCUACAGAAACAACCUACCACAGGAUCUAUUCUAAAUGGCACUCCUACACUAUCAAAAUGGUGGGCACUGAUUGUUUUUUCUUAGUUCAGAUAACAUUAUUAAACAGGAUUUUAAACCAA
Molecule: messenger RNA, 1147 nt
Organism: Sceloporus undulatus (fence lizard)
Lineage: Eukaryota; Metazoa; Chordata; Lepidosauria; Squamata; Phrynosomatidae
Gene: RBKS
Product: ribokinase
Exons: 8
Coding region: 1-1062 (353 amino acids)
Biological process (GO): D-ribose metabolic process
Molecular function (GO): ribokinase activity
Source: RefSeq, a predicted model, not a curated record